UUGAUGAUGCGAGCCUCUUGCAGUUCGUCACUGGUACCCCCUCACUGCAAGACCGUGAGUCUAGCCUCUUUGCACCAGGAUUGAUGCCUCUGGUGGCUUUUUGGUGAGCAGGACGCGGCAGGACAGCAGGACAUCAGCUUUGGCUUAUGGGAAUACUCAACCUCUUACCAUAGGAGAGAAAUUACACAAUAAUCUGGUUUACAAUUAAGGAAUACGCUGCACUAACACCAUCAGCACCUCCAAAGAAAUCAAAUUCUUCUGUUCUCCACGGGCGUAGCCUUUACCCAAGAAUUUUAGGCAACUAUGUCCAGGAGAAAGGUGAGAGGCCUGACCCGUACGGGUCGUCAGGUCAGUGAGGACCCAGACCUGGACAACCUGCUGUCCACCCUCUCCCCCGAGGAGAUGGAGGAGCUGGAGAAGGACAUGGAGAAAGUGCCAGACAUCAACCCAGAGGAUGGGAAGGUCAUCGUCCAAGGGGAGAGCCAAUCUGCGCAGCCACCAACAAGCAACAAUGUCCAGGAUGCUAAACGGGACGCCCAACGGGAGAGUGGAACAAAAGGGCGGCUCAGUCAGAGGGAACAGUCAUUUGAGGGUGAGCAAAAGAAGGAGAGCCGGAAGCAGGAAUACCUGAGGAAGAUGGGCCUGAGCCAGGAGGGGAAUGACGACGUGAAAGUAGGGUUACGUAGACAAGCUAGUAUGUCAAGUGAAAAAGAUAUCAAGGCAGACGACAGGAAAAGCAAAGGUCCCGAAUCUUUGAAAGAGGAGCGAAGUCGGCUUUCAAGUCGAUUCAGGAAGCAGGAGAGCAAAGAGAUUGACGUGAAAGAGGGGACCAGUGAAAAAGAGAAACGAAGCGAGGACAAUAAGCUAAGAGACAGAAGAGAAGACAGGGAGAGCACAGGUAGCAAAACAAAGGAUAUGAUCUCCAAGUUACAGGACAAAAAGGACGACAGCAGAGAGAAGGAGAGGAAAGAGGACUGCAGGAGAAAAGAUGACAGCAAAACCAAAGACAUUAUCUCAAAGCUACGAGAAAAGAGUGAAAAGGAGGUCGGCAAGGAAAAGGAGAGAAGAUCAGAGAACUUCAGGACACAAGGACUCGUCUCUAAAAUGUUGGAGAAGCAGAGCAAAGUACAAGAAGUCCAGGCUCCGGAGAGUAAACCAGAGGAGAAGAAACCUAAAGCAGAUGAGAAAAAAGCUGAAGAUAAAACCAAGCCUGAAAUCAAACUCGAGCGACAGCCGUCCAUGAAGGGUAACGUGCAAGUGAAACACGACAAGGCAGAAAAAAGAACAGACAGAGAAGAGCUGGUUAACCACAGUGACCAUGUGAAAGAGAAGGACAAGAAGAUAAGCACAGAGAAGAAAGUAGAGGAGAAAAAGGAAAAAGAGGAUGGGAAAGGAAAAGUUAAAAAAGUCGAAGAAAAAGAGAAAGUUGGCAACUGCGUGGCCAAAAACACUCCAAACAGCAAGAAAGCAGAAGAAGAGGAGGACGAAGACUCGAGCAUGUUUGAUGAGCUGAUGGCGCAGGUUCGAAGCAAUGACCCCUCGCUGACUGAGCUCAAUGUCAACAACUCAGAGGUCAUCAAGACGAAAACGCUCAUCGAGUUUGCAGAGGCUUUGCACAAAAACACUCAUGUUAAGAGCUUCGCUUUGGCGAACUGCCGAGCGGAUGACCACGUGGCUUACGCCAUCGCUGGCACGCUGCGUAGCAACAAGACCAUCACCAGUAUCAACCUUGACUCCAACCAUCUCACCGGCAAGGGCAUCCUGUCUCUCAUCCAGUCGCUGCAACACAACUCCACACUCACCGAGCUCCGUUUCCAAAACCAGCGUCACAUCUGUGGCGGGAAAACCGAGAUGGAGAUGAUCAAGAUUCUAAAAGAUAACACCACCUUGCUGAAACUGGGCUACCACUUCGAGUUAGCCGGGCCCAGAAUGACCACAACGAACAUACUGAGUCGCAACAUGGACCGGCAGAGACAGAAGCGCCUGCAGGAGCAGAAGCAGGCCCAGGCCAACGGGGAGAAGAAGGGGACACUGGAGGUGCCCAAGACGGGCGGAGGAGGAUCUCUAAGAAGCUCACCCAAAGUCUCCCCCAAAGUUUCUCCCAUACCCUCACCCAUGCCUUCGCCGAAACUGACUCCCAAAAGAGGAGCUGGAGGUCCGGCUCCACCACCACCUCCACCUCCUCCUGGGGGUGGACCUCCACCUCCUCCCCCUCCCAUGCUGAAUGUGGAUAGCUUGAGGAACUCUCUGACUCCGGUGUCGCAGAGGAAGCUGGAUGGAAAAAGCCCAGGUGCUAGUAAGAACUCAAGGGACCAACUGCUUGCCUCAAUCAGAGGAAGCAACAUGAAACAACUCAAGAAGGUGCCGGUGCCAAAGUGGUUGCAGUAAUAUUUCCUGUUGGAAUAUAAAGUGAAAAAAGAAGAAAGAGGGAGAACAGACAUCUCGCCACAGGUUUUCACAGAGAUAAACUCUACAAUCCCGUCAGAUGUGGUCAAAGCGCUGCGCUGUGGGACGGACAGAUGGAGAAGAUGAAUCAUAAGAUGCCCAUCGGUUGGAUGACAAGUCCUCACUAUGAGUUCUCCCCUCAAACACUGGACCAAAAGGACUCUGUGGAGAAUGAGUAUCGUAGGGGUCUCUAUUAGCUGACUGCAGAGAGUGUGUUGAGUUUGUGAUUGUUUGUCUUCAGUUCAUAUUGACGCUUUGCUGGUUAUUUGCACUAGGUGAUAUGAAGCCGAUCAUAUAACAUGUUGGCUUGUGUAUGCAGCUGAAUGUGAGCAUGGUGGGAGUGUAUGAUGAGCUUUAAUAAGAGAUUCAAAUAACUCUUUAUAAAAUUCUAAUAUACAAAAGUCUAUCAAUUAUAUAGUGGACAUUAAUUUGACCAUUUAUUUAUUUGUGGAGAGGGAAUCCACUCCGUACUUGUCAGUUGUAAAUCUGCUCAAACUGGGAAUUCUGAAAUGGCGAAAAUAUCAGGGAAUAAACAAACAUGGCGGCCUGACUUAAGAAAAAUCACAUUAUCUGGGUAAAGAAAAGACAAAAGGUCAAGGUGGUCUUUGAUUGUGCGUCUCAUUUUCAAAUCUCAAGACAUCUCAGGCAGAGUUUAAAGGAUUGGAAAGCAGCCCAGAGGAAUCCUGGUGCAUGACGAAAGAGUUUUAGCAUGAAAAUAAUUGCAUAAUACUUUUUUUUUUUUAAUCAGGAAGUGCAAAUGGCUGUCCUUUGGUAUCUGACGUUAUAUUUUGUGCAGAAUAAUUCUAGCCUGGGUGUUUGAAUAUCUUACAUAACUUUUAUGUAAUACAUCUACAUGUCUUAACCUUGGGGAUUUGGAAAACCAUUACUGGCUUUUAUCAACCCUCCUGUUGAUUUGCGCCGUACUUUUAAGUGAAUGUCAUUUCAAAGCAAUUUAAUGUGAUAAAAAAAAAAAUCAGAGUGGCACUCUGCUGAUAAUGAUGUGUUUUGUGUAAUGAAGGAUUCUCUGUCAUAUUUGAUUACACAUGCCUUUCUUACAGAGCCUGUAUGUCUUCAAUAAAAGACUCUGGUAUGUUUGCAAUGACAAGUCACAAGUGUGAUGUGAUGUUGUGCCUGGCUGAUAUGUACAGUAUAUGGAAAAUGAAAUACAACUAAUUUUAAAAUC
This is a messenger RNA of Thunnus maccoyii (southern bluefin tuna), 3628 nucleotides long. RefSeq names its product leiomodin 1b (smooth muscle) (gene lmod1b). Gene Ontology annotation, molecular function: tropomyosin binding; actin binding. The record is from RefSeq and is a predicted model, not a curated record. Bases 304 to 2388 code for a protein of 694 amino acids. Gene Ontology annotation, cellular component: striated muscle thin filament; myofibril. Gene Ontology annotation, biological process: myofibril assembly; muscle contraction; pointed-end actin filament capping. NCBI's taxonomy places the organism in Eukaryota, Metazoa, Chordata, Actinopteri, Scombriformes, Scombridae. The transcript is spliced from 3 exons.